Megalobrama amblycephala (Wuchang bream) is the source of this 1600-nucleotide messenger RNA. RefSeq names its product hydroxysteroid (17-beta) dehydrogenase 7 (gene hsd17b7). Gene Ontology annotation, cellular component: endoplasmic reticulum membrane. Gene Ontology annotation, biological process: cholesterol biosynthetic process. The record is from RefSeq and is a predicted model, not a curated record. Lineage: Eukaryota; Metazoa; Chordata; Actinopteri; Cypriniformes; Xenocyprididae. Bases 130 to 1146 code for a protein of 338 amino acids. Gene Ontology annotation, molecular function: 5-alpha-androstane-3-beta,17-beta-diol dehydrogenase (NADP+) activity; estradiol 17-beta-dehydrogenase [NAD(P)+] activity; 3-beta-hydroxysteroid 3-dehydrogenase (NADP+) activity. The transcript has 9 exons.
ACACCAUGGCGGCUGUGCAAACUUCAUCUGUACACAGACACUGGCGAAACACCGCGUUAGAAACGGUUGCGAAGGGAAAGUACUAUAUCACAGGUAGCAUAUAAUAUAUUGUAUGAAUGUAAAGAUAGGAUGAAGAAAGUAGUGUUGGUAACCGGGGCGAACAGUGGUAUUGGUCUUGCCCUGUGUGAGCGUCUACUCAGCCAGGAUGCCCAGGUGCAGCUCUGUCUGGCCUGCAGGAACAUGCAGAGAGCUGAGGCUGCCCGACAGGCUCUUCUAGUGUCUCACCCUCAAGCUCAAGUUUCUCUGCUGCACUUAGAUGUGGGCAACAUGCACUCAGUGGUCAGAGCUGCUGAGGAGUUCAAGCAAAAGUACAACAGAUUGGACUAUCUGUAUCUCAAUGCUGGAAUCAUGCCUAAUCCCAGGGUAGAUCACAAAGCCUUUUUUAAAGGCCUGUUUUCUAGAAAUGUGGUUCACAUGUUUGCCACGGCGGAGGGUAUUCUGACCCAGGAAGAUAAGGUCACACCCAUUGGUUUGCAGGAGGUGUUUGCCACUAAUCUUUUUGGUCAUUUCCUUCUGGUGAGGGAACUGGAGCCCUUAUUGUGCCAGGCGAACCACAAUUCUCUAGUGAUCUGGACAUCCUCCAGUAAUGCCCAGCGAACGGCCUUUAGUCUAGAUGACAUUCAGCAUCAGAAAGGCCGUGAGCCCUACAGCUCAUCAAAAUAUGCGUCUGAUCUACUUAGCUUUGCUCUAAACCGGCGCUACAAUAGCCGGGGUUUGUACUCAUCAGUGAUCUGUCCUGGUCUGGUCAUGACUAACCUCACCUAUGGCAUUCUACCAUCAUUCUUCUGGACCCUCAUCAUGCCAAUAAUGUGGCUUAUAAGAAUAUUCACCAACACUUUUACCCUCUCAUCUUACAAUGGAGCGGAGGCUUUGUUUUGGCUGUUCAUGCAGAAACCUGAGUCACUGGACCCGAUGGCCAAAUACCACAGUUUGACCUCUGGGCUUGGAAACAAUUACACCCAGCCACGCAAGAUGGAUAUUGAUGAAAAUAUUUCAGAGGCCCUCUAUGUGAAGUUAUUGGAACUUGAGGAUACAGUGCGAAAGAAACUGAGAGAUGAGGAUCUAGAAAUCAAGGCAAAAAUCUAAAUGUAAUAUAUGGAGACAAAACCCUCAUGCAUUCUAUCCUUACAAAAAAACGUGUAUUUUUAACUUGUAUUUACAAACAAUUAUUUACAUUAAGGUAUUUGGCAAAUGCUUUUAUCCAAAGUGACAUUCAAGGUACACGUUUUAUCAGUUUUUGCUUUCCCUGGGAUUCGAACCCAUUACCUUGGGGUUUCUAACACCAUGCUCUACUGUUUGAGCUACUUGUUAUUAAUUAUGAAUGAUUAAUUAUUACUACUAAUUAUUGUGCUAUUUACAUUAGUUUUGUUGCAGUGUAUUCCGAGGUGAAUGGUUUUUACCAUUGUAACUACUGUGAACAGUCAGCAGUCUCUGACUCCUGAAAUGGGACCACAAAUCUGACUUUUUUUUUUCUAUUCCAUUUUUAUUUUGUCACCCAAAGCUUGAUUAAUAAGAGAAAAAAAUGUGUUUGUGUGUGGAA